Messenger RNA from Nelumbo nucifera (sacred lotus), 1842 nucleotides. The record is from RefSeq and is a predicted model, not a curated record. Lineage: Eukaryota; Viridiplantae; Streptophyta; Magnoliopsida; Proteales; Nelumbonaceae.
AUGGCUACUAACAAGGAGAGAAUUGAGAGGUUAGAGGCUGGACUUGGAAGAUUCCAAGAUCACUUUAGUCGUAUGGAGGUGGGCGUAUCUGAUAAGUUUCAUCAGUUAGAAGAUGCCAUCAACAAAUUAUCGGAAGCCCUACUCUCCAACCGAGUUGCAUCGACUAACAACAGCUUCGAACUUAAGACAAACUCUCCUACGGAACGUUCUCGCAACGUGAGAGAAGAAUCUCGAGACAACUCCGAAGUCGGACGGCAGCUGUUCUCUUCCAAAUUAGCCAAGUUGGAGUUUCCUCGGUUUGCCGGAGAUGACCCCACCGAAUGGUUCACAAGAGUGGAUCAAUUUUUUGAAUAUCAAGGCACCCUUGAAUCUCACAAGGUAGGCUCCUUACAUGACUAUCAAAAAGAGUUUGAGCGGCUGGGUAACUGGGUACACGGUUGGACACAAAAAGCCUUAGUCGGGACGUUCAUGGGAGGUCUCAAGCCAGACAUAGCUGACAACAUCUGGAUGUUCAAACCAAGGUCACUGAAAGAAGUUACCAGCCUUGCACGGAUGAGAGACGAGCAACUGAUGCGCCAACAGAAAGCCACUCAGCCUUUCAACCAACCCAUCGUUGACUCCCCUUCCCCAACGAAGUUCAAGACGACUCUACCUAUGAAGAGGCUCACUUGGGACAAGAUGCAGAAACGAAGGGCACAAGGGCUAUGCUUCAACUGUAAUGAGAAGUUUACACUGACUCACCAGUGUAAAGGAUCACAACUCUUGCUGUUAGAAGGCAGCGACGACUAUUCAGAGGAGGAGGAAACUGACGGCCUAAUGGAACCACAACCCGAGAUAUCACUCCAUGCACUCUCAGGAUGGACAGCCUAUAAAACAAUGCAGGUAAUGGCAAAAAUUGGACCCUAUGAGGUGGUUGUAUUAAUUGAUAGUGGCUCUACUCAUAACUUCAUUAGUGAAAGAGUAGCCAAUAUGCUACGGCUGCCCGUAGUACCAACCGAACCGUUCAAUGUCAAGGUGGCAAGUAGGAGGUGUCCAUUGGUUGGAACAACUGGGAACGAUAGUGUGCAACUGGAAGCAACUAACGAUGGAGUUCCAAUGGAGCAACCAAACUCAGAAACUACAAGGGAUCGAUGCGUAAUCAAUUCAAACCGCAUCAGUCAAAGCUAUCUCCAAAGACAUACGGAAAGGGAGUUCAAUGUUUUCUAUUUUCCUUCAAGCCGCAGCCGAGCCAACAUCACAGGAUGUCAACCCGGAGAUGCAACAACUACUGGAGAAAUUCGAAGAUGUGUUCCAAGAACCGACGCACCUCCUGCCCACACGGGAAAUCGACCAUCAUAUCAAUCUAAAGGAAGGAACCGAGCCCGUCAAUGUGAGACCAUACAGGAUGGUUCAUGGCAUUUUUGCACUGAUUAUAGAGCUCUUAAUGUCGUAACCAUCAAAGAUAGAUUUCCAAUUCCCACAGUAGAUGACAUGCUUGAUGAGCUCCAUGGAGCUACUUAUUUCACUAAACUGGACUUACGGGCAGGAUACCACCAGGUUCAAGUGCAUCCCCUAGACAUUCAUAAAACUGCUUUUCGCACUCAUAAUGGUCACUAUGAAUACUUAGUUAUGCCCUUUGGUCUUUGUAAUGCUCCAUCUACCUUUCAAGCAAUCAUGAAUUCAAUAUUUCGCUCGUACCUCCGUAAAUUUAUGCUUGUUUUCUUUUAUGACAUUUUGACCUAUAGCCCCAACUGGAACAUGCACCUUGAACAUGUUCAAAAGGCUUUGGAAAUACUAAGGCAGCAUCAAUUUUUGUCAAAUUCAGCAAAUGUGCCUUCGGGGUACAAGAAUUUGAAUACUUAG